This is a messenger RNA of Scophthalmus maximus (turbot), 6289 nucleotides long. RefSeq names its product CUGBP Elav-like family member 2. The transcript has 13 exons. Gene Ontology annotation, molecular function: mRNA 3'-UTR binding. The record is from RefSeq and is a predicted model, not a curated record. Gene Ontology annotation, cellular component: cytoplasm; nucleus; ribonucleoprotein complex. Lineage: Eukaryota; Metazoa; Chordata; Actinopteri; Pleuronectiformes; Scophthalmidae. Gene Ontology annotation, biological process: regulation of alternative mRNA splicing, via spliceosome; mRNA splice site recognition. Bases 108 to 1721 code for a protein of 537 amino acids.
GAGGAGAAAGAGUGGGUGGGAGACAGAGAAAGAGAGAGAAACACAUAGAGGAAAGAGGGAAAGAGAAGAAAGUGUCCUUUACACGGGUGGAUUUUUCCAGAGCACCGAUGUUGGAACACUCUUCUGAGCUGGCUCUGGUGCAGAGUUUGUAUGCCAACAGCAUGCGCUGUCCCCCCUCUGCGGCUGGGAUCUCUGUCAGGAAUGAGGACCUGCCUAUGAGCAACGGCAGCAAGAUGAACGGGUCGCUGGAGCAUUUGGACCAGCCAGACCCAGACUCCAUCAAGAUGUUUGUGGGACAGAUUCCACGCUCCUGGUCAGAAACGGAACUUAAGGAACUUUUUGAGCCUUUUGGAGCUGUGCACCAGAUCAACAUCCUCCGUGAUCGCACCCAGAAUCCCCCUCAAAGCAAAGGAUGCUGUUUUGUAACUUUUUAUACAAGAAAAGCUGCACUGGAGGCCCAGAAUGCACUGCACAACAUAAAGACCUUAAGUGGGAUGCAUCAUCCUAUCCAGAUGAAACCCGCAGACAGUGAGAAAACAAGUGCUGUUCUUUUUUGUCAUCCCUCUGCAGCGGUCGAGGACAGAAAACUCUUCAUCGGUAUGGUUUCAAAGAAAUACGGCGAGAACGAGAUCAGGAUGAUGUUCUCGUCUUUCGGACAAAUCGAAGAGUGCCGAAUCCUCCGGGGACCAGAUGGUCAAAGUAGAGGCUGUGCGUUUGUCACAUUUGCUACCAGGGCAAUGGCACAGAAUGCAAUCAAAACCAUGCAUCACUCUCAGACUAUGGAGGGCUGUUCCUCACCUUUGGUGGCGAAGUUUGCUGACACACAGAGAGAUAAGGAGCAGCGACGCCUGCAGCAGCAGCUUGUACAGCAGAUUCAGCAGCUCAACAAUGCCUCCACCUGGGGAAACCUGGCUGGUCUGGGGACCCUUACACCGCAGUACCUGGCUUUGCUCCAGCAGGCCACGUCUACCAGUAACCAAGGCAGUUUCAAUAGUAUCCAGAGACUAGGAGCUGGUGUGAAUCCCCUACAACUGCAGAACUUGGCCACACUAGCUGCGGCUGCAGCUCAGAGCACCGGCAGCCCGAAUUCCGCCAAUGCCCUGUCUAACAGUGGAGCUCUGGGAGCUCUGGGCAGUCCAGCUGGUUCAGCGUUGGGCUCCAGUGCCAGUGCCGCCAUGAACACCUUGGCAUCUCUGGGCACCCUGCAGGGUCUCACUGGGACCUCUAUGGGCCUCAACAACCUUAACGCUCUAACCAGCAGCGUCGGUGGUAUGGGGGCCAUGAAUGGAGGCCUGGGCGCUUCCAUGGGCAAUGGGUCGGCAGCCAGCUCCAUGGACGCUCUGACCCAGGCCUACUCAGGGAUGCAGCAGUACACUGCCUCCGCCCUGCCCUCCCUCUACAGCCAGUCUCUCCUGCAGCAGAGCAUUGCUGGCGGCCAGAAGGAAGUAGGGCCAGAGGGUGCCAACCUGUUCAUCUACCACCUGCCCCAGGAGUUUGGGGACCAGGAUCUCCUGCAGAUGUUCAUGCCUUUUGGAAACGUGGUCUCUGCCAAAGUCUUCAUUGACAAACAGACCAAUCUGAGCAAGUGCUUUGGGUUCGUCAGCUAUGACAAUCCUGUGUCUGCGCAGGCUGCCAUCCAGGCAAUGAAUGGUUUCCAGAUUGGAAUGAAGAGGCUGAAGGUUCAGCUGAAGCGUUCCAAGAAUGACAGCAAGCCCUACUGAUCCUCGCCCCGGGGCCUUCCCCACUCCCCAGCUCUAAUGCUAGCACUGCUAGGGUAAGUUCAUCCUCCAGCCAAGGUCACCACAGCAGAGACUCAGUGGGGCGGGGGGAAAGGAGCCCACCACAGGAGGGGGAGACUUACCCUAUUAUUUAAAAAAUAGAGAAUAUGGUUGCAAUGAUCGUUCCACAUUUUCCUGUAUUUCAUUCCUGCAGUUUUCUCAUGUAAUUUGAGUCUGAUUAAAUAUUUUAAUGUGUAUGAUUAUUUAUGACUAUCACUGGAGUCAGUGUUCGCUGGAGGUAUUUUGUGUCACUGUAUUUAGUGGAGAGCAUCAGAUGUGUUUCCAUGCCAUUUCAUUGCCUUCAGGUCAAGUUAGACAGGUUGACUAAGGAUCAGGUGUUGUGUUGAAGGGCUGCAGCCAAGGGCCACGUGGCGUUAACCCCCGAGCCCAGAGCUUCAACCUGUUUGGCGUUUUGCAUAUAGUCUGUCUCGUUCGUCUGCGUCAUUCCUAGCGUGAAAAUCAUUUCCACUCCGUUCUUCAACCUCUGUGCCCCAUCUAUCGCUCACUCUUUCGUUCCCCUCUCUGUCGUAUCAUUAUCUAAGCCAUGUUGAGCUAGGCUACCUCUCUAUCUCUCUAUUAACAACUUCUUCAGUCAUUCCAUCCAUCCUCCAAGUCUCCCACAAAGGGACUGGCUCUAGAUGGAUCUCUUUGGGUGCCAAGUAUAGAGUUUGUGCAUGUUGGAGUCUCUGCCAUGUGUCCUGGUGGUGUCUCUUCCUUAAAUCUGUGUAUUGUUUUUGUGUUGGUAGGGGUGGGGGGGGGGGGUUGUUUACCGCACUGUCCGUUACUGUAUGUGGUGAUUGGCAUUGUUUUUGUUGGUUUUGUGCCUCAUGGCUAAACGAUUCUUGUGCCGUGCCUCUAACUUUCUCUUCUCCCCUCUUUGUCUCCUCUCUCUCUGUCUCCUUUCGUGUUUUUGUCCCCCCACCCCCCCUUUUUUUUUAGAACAAAUCUCCAUGCCUGUUUGCUCAUCAUUAGCCUAGCAUGUCUUCAUGAUGUUGAAAGCCAAGCCAAAAUCCUGGCCUCAUCAUCCCACCAUUGUCUGUGAUGUCUCUCUAAGCUCGCCUGACCAAUACCUGGCCACCCACUGACCCUUGACCUUAGCUCAACCUGAUUUUUCUGCAUGUAUAUUUUUUUGUUGGUUUUUUUCUGUAUAGAAAUGUGACAGGUGGGAGAUAGGUCAAGCAAAUCAAUGUGAAAACGUACCUACGUUGAAUUCAUUUAAGAGACCUAUUUUGUUUUUGCGAAUGUUUUAAAAAAAAAAAAAAAAAAAAAAAAAAAAAACCUGUGGGAUUUCUUAUUUUAAUUUAGCUUUUUUUGUUGGGUUUUGUUGCUUUCUUUCGACCUCUCUCAGUAAACUUCACUUGAAAGUUGAAUACAGGGAUUGGCACAAAGCUGUGCUAUUUGGUGCCAUUAGCAAUAUGUUGGCCUCUAAAGAAAAGAAAAAAAAACAUGCUUCAGACAACUGUCCAACAGUCUGAGCAGAAAAACCCCUCUCAGUGCUCCGUAUAAUGUACUCUACAGUUUGCGGGCAGUGUGAAGAUUUACACCAAGGCUAUUUCAAAAUAUGUUCUUUUCAUUUACAAAAAUAUCCAGUGUAUUUACUUUUAUUUUUUUUUUGAACUAUUGAUGGCACAAUAACAGGUACAUUUGCUCUGUUUAGAGAAAUGACUACCUACAUGAGUCAACUUUUUUAGAACUGAUUCACAAAUAGACAAUCUGUGGUUUAAAUGCACACUUAGAUUACCUAUAUUUUAUACCAUUGAAUCUAUAGAAGUUUAACUAACAGAACCCAGGCAAAACGUUGGGUUUUUUGUAGAUUAUGUUGUAUUGUCAUCUGUGUCGGGGGGUCUUCUGUGUAUUACAUUUUUAAAGAGGACUAAAAAUCAGUUGUAAAAUCAGCGUGGCCAUUUAAGGGUCAUUUCUAGUAGAUGAAAAACACUUUAAGUCAAAGAUUACUCUACAUUAAUUGUAAUUUCAACUUCUAGGGAAAAAUUACUUUUGUUUUUGAAGUGGUCACAUUUGAGUAUGUAGGCAAAUUAAGUUUUUCCUCCUGCGUUUAAGAAAAAUUAAAAGAAAAAAAUUGAGUUCAAUUUCCACGGUACGUCUUGUUGAAUUUCUGUGAACUUCGCAUUAAUGAUUUAAUAAUGGAUGUUUCACUUUGGUUUAGUUUGGAUGCCUCACGUUGAAAAAUGAUUUACAAUGUCUGCUUAUCUUACAGAUGCCAGACGAUGUUUGUUUUAUUUUGUUAAAGUGCCCAUGUGUCAAACUCAGUAUUUUUGAUUUCACACAAUUCUUUCCUGUAAUAUUAUCUGGUUUUUUUAACACACACACACUCAAUCACUGCGACACAACACUUUCUGUCAUUGCAAAUGUGGGAGCCCCUGAAGGAAGAGAUCACUCGGACACAACACACGACCUGUGGGUCUCUGCACAUUUUAGUUUAGACACGCGCACACAUACACUUGCUUUUUGUUUUUUGCUGAAUGUUCUUUUAUGUUACUUCCAGUAUCAUGUUUCAGUAUGCACAGCACAUUAAUACCACUAAAUGGACCACAAUAUUGUUGGUUUACAAAAACAUUCCAUUUUUUUCAGCACAAAGUUUACAAUUAUUUUUACUGGGGUGGUAUUUUGUCUGUUGUACUACAACCCUGGUAAAAUAACAACCACUUCACCCCCUAAGGGAAGGGUUCCCUAAAACUGCGUACCUGAUGGCGCUGAAGAGUUGUCAACUCAGGGGUUUCUUUUGUGUGUGAAAGUAGACACACAGGAUUACGACACAAAUGCACAAUUGUCACGUUUUACUUUUUCAGUUUGGAUUAUUAUUCUUUUUUCUCAAAAUACAUAAAUGUUCCAAAAAAAGUAAUAGAAAGGUACCAAAUUUGAAACAGUGCUUGAGGAAAGUGUAGUUUUGUAAGGAAACGCUAAGCACAAUUGUGGGAACUAAUCACUUUUGCAGAAUGUUGUGAUUACUAUCCCAAAAAUUUCAAGGUACCACUGAUUUCACUUUUUAAUAUGGGCAUGUGCUUUUUACAGUGUUUUUUCUAUCCAAAUGCAAUACAAUAUUCAAAGUGCCAUAUAUACGUCUAGAAACUGCCUACACAUCCUUAUUAGGCCUUGGUUUAGAGAUUGCUGCAGUUCGCCUUUUUGUCUAUUUAUGCCAGUGUCAUUAAAGCUCUUUUGACCUGUUCUAUUUCCCCUUUGCCCCCACCCACUAUGUGUUGAGUUACUGGUAAAUGUGUAUUGUGAUGUACUGAAUUUGAACAGUUGGUUUAAAAAAAAACCGUGUAGAUAUACAAUAAACUUCCCUAUACAUUUAAAGGUUGAGUGUGAACACAUAUUGUACCACUUUGCGAUAUGCAGGCAGUUGGUGACCGGAUGUGUUUAGGAAUGAAAGACGACGACUUGGGAGCCAUGUUAAGAUUAAAAUCGUGUGUGAAACACUCAAAUUAUUGCAGGUCUUUUGCGAUAAGCAGUGUAUGUAGUGUAAGUGUAAGUAUUCCUGUGAAUGAAGAAAAAAAAAAAGAAAAGAAAAAAAAAGCACAAUGUACAGUCCACUGCGGUCCCGACAAGAACUUGACUCACUUCAGGGGCUUCCAUCACAAAUCCUGUUUAAGCUCUAACAAUCACCUUUUCUUCUGUUUUCAUAUUCUGAAGUGCUUCUUUUUUUUGACAGUGUGUGGUAGCUUUGCAUCUCUAUAGAUAUUGUCCAGAUCCAAAAGAAGAGAGAAAAAAAAUCUUUGUUAUUUUCUUGUCUGAUUAUCAGUAGGACUUUGUUCAUGUUUCACCAAUAAUUUAAUAGAUGUUUUUGCUUGAUGAAAGCCAAAGUGGGUGCAUCCUGAUGUGAUCUGUAUCAUACAUACAGUAGUUUUUUUUUCUCUUCAGUCAAUAUAAAUUUUUUUGAAACUGGGUGGGAUUUGAAAAAAGAAAAGAAAAAAGACCUACACAGGCUUUCCAAUUUCUACAACUGGUUGUUCAUAUGUAUUUUGUACCAGUGAAGCUUUUUAUAUUGGAAAUUAAAGAAGAAAAAAAAAUCUAUAUUGGGAAAAAAAUUGUCUGGCCUCUCAAUGUGGCCUCUCCUUGACCAGGUCUCGAGGUCGGCCUCUUGGUGGUGUCAAGCAAUUUUUUUUGGUUUGUUUUUUUGUCUCUAAAAGAUGCCUGAUUUUGGUUUUACUUGGAUCUCUACACGUUGCUCACUUCGUUUAUCGGUUUCGGUGGUGGGGGUGGGGGUGGGGGGGGAUCCAAUAAAUCGUGGUAAGUUUCAUGUAAGUAUUUGUGCUGUCCACUUAGUUAAUUGGUCACCAGGAUUUUUGACAACUUGUGUGGAUAAUUGUCUUAGUUGGAGAGUUAACUAUCUGUUUAGUUUGAGCCUUGCUUUUUACCUGUGUAGAGUUUUCUGUUUUUUCCCCCCCAUAGCGGAGUGUGUAGCCGAAAGACUGUGUUCUUUUUUGGUCAAUGUUUGUUCACGUGUGGUGUGUUUCUUUGCCUCUGUCUCCAAAUUAAACCAUUUCCCCUAA